AUGGCCAUUCAAAUGCGAGGAUCCGAACUUGACAUCACUGGAACCGCGUUUUCCACCUUGCUCAUUGAAGAACUUUCAAACCAAGGUUUUUCUGUCAUCCAGGAUAAUGCUUUCGAGAUUAUCGACAUCGGCGGAAUGCUAAGUGGAGUCUCUGCUGCAGGAUGCACCUAUGGUCUUCCUGGGACAUUUAACUUCAAUGGUGCAAAAUAUAAUGUAUCUACUCAGGGGAUUGUGCCCACCAUCGAAGAGUAUUCCGGCUGUUCAAUUAUUAGUGUAUCGCAGAGGGAGCUUUGA
Messenger RNA from Suillus fuscotomentosus, 294 nucleotides. RefSeq lists its product as uncharacterized. The record is from RefSeq and is a predicted model, not a curated record. The transcript has 3 exons. Bases 1 to 294 code for a protein of 97 amino acids. NCBI's taxonomy places the organism in Eukaryota, Fungi, Basidiomycota, Agaricomycetes, Boletales, Suillaceae.